UCCAGCAUCAAAGAUGGCGGGAGCCUCCGACCCACUGGAGGACAUGCUCUUCACUGAGGUGGAUGAGAAAGCAGUCAGCGACCUGGUGGGCUCUCUGGAGUCCCAGCUGGGCGACAGGAAACCUCCCGCCGCUUCUUAUUCCGACGGGAAACGGGACGGAGCUCCGCCGCCCGCCACUCACUUCUCAGGGAAAGUGCGCGAUCAGCCGGGGUCCGCGGAGCCGCAACAAGGGCAUCCGAGAGCGGGGUUAAAGCCGGAACCCGAGCCGCUCGCCUCCUCUACCUCCUCUGUGGUCGCUGGGGCCGCGACUCCCGCCGGAGCUCCCGCUGCCGCGCUCUCCCCGGUACCGGGACCCGUAACUUUGAACGCUCAGCCCGCCGCCGCUAGCUUCCACCGGGCGGCGGUCCUGGGUCCGAGCGCGGCUCCCGCAGCGGAGGCGAUCCGGACCGCGUCCCCCGGGCUGCAGAGUUUGAACGGCGGCGCCGUAAAGUUGGUGAACUCGGCCGCGGUGCCUCCUCCAGCCGGGGGGGUGAUCAGUGCUGUCAGCGCCGCGGGCUCCACCAUCAUCGCCCCCAUGGCUUCACAGCCCGCCGGGACCCUGCACAGGCACCCCAGCCCGGUGGCCAGCGUGGCCCAGAACGGAGUGGACCCUAAAGGAGCCCAGCUGGGGUCCCAGGUUGCCCCUGCCGCUGCAGUCUCCAGCCCUCAGGUCGUGAACCACAGCACCCCUCUGAUGCACGCCAAGAUGCUGGUGUCCAGCCAGCCGGUCUCUGGAAACUCAGUGAUCCUGACCGGGACCCCUCCGCCCGCCGCAGCCCAGUCCCCCAUCAGCCAGACCGGGACCGGUGCCACCGCUGUGACCCUGAAGCCUGCGGUGAACGGGGUGGGCCAGGCUGCUGUGGCUGUGGUGAAACCGCCGGGUCCCCCCGUGGUGGCCACCUCCAUCCAGCAGCAGAGACCCGGGCUGGUGGCGAGCUCCCCCAGAGCGGCGGCUCCUCAGCUGGCUGUCCGGCCUCAGCAGCAGACCACCAUCCAGCUGCCCCCCGGCUUCUCCAUGCCCCCCGGUAUGGUCCUGGUCCGGACGGAGACGGGUCAGCUGGUGAUGGUCCCUCAGCAGGUUCUGGCUCAGGCUCAGGCCAAGACGCAGCAGGGUCAGACGGUCGCCAACAUCACCCAGAGACCCGCCACGCCGACAGCCGGGACCGCCAUCCGGGUCAGCACCGCCACCACGGCUCCGACCGUCCGCCUGGCCGCCCCCGCUCAGACCAGAAUGGUUCAGUCUCCCUCCACCACCAGCGUACAGAAGACCAUCUCUGUGUCGCCGGCGGCCGUGUCGGUGAAGAUGGCCCCCCCUCAGAAGGCCCAGACGGUGAUCACGGCGGGGGGGACGCCUGUGGCCAAACCUGCCGGCGUCCCGUCCGCUCCCCUGACCAGCACGCCGCCCGCCCCCGCCGCCACGCCGCCCGCCAGAGUCACCGUGGUGUCCCAGGAAAUGCAGGAAAACGUGAAGAAGUGUAAGAACUUCCUCGCCACGUUGAUCAAACUGGCGUCCCACAACUCGCCCUCCCCAGAUACCUCCAAGAAUGUGAAGGCCCUGGUGCAGGACCUGCUCGAUGCAAAGAUUGAGCCUGAGGAGUUCACCACUCGGCUGCAGGCUGAGCUGAAGUCCUCCCCACAGCCCUACCUCAUCCCCUUCCUCAAGAAAAGUCUCCCCGCUCUGCGUCAGUCUCUCCUCAGCAGCCAGCAGUCCCUGGUGACCCCCAGCACCUCGGCGCCGCCCCCGCCCGCCCCCGGCGCCGUCACCACCACCGCCAUCAGGCCGCGACUCCCCAUCAGUCCGGCCGGCGCCGUCAGACUCAACGCUCCCAUCACAAACACUCUGGCUGUGGGCAGAGUGGGAGUUCAGACCGUUCAGACUCGUUCACCUGUCGUCUUCAGUCAGACUCUCAGACCUCCAGGUGCACUUGUUCGAGGACCCACAACUAUAAUUGGUAAAAGUCCAAUGAACCUUGCAGCUCAAGCCAAUCAGAGGAAACUGAGUGACCCGGGGGGCGGGACAUUCAGAGAUGACGAUGACAUCAACGACGUGGCGUCCAUGGCCGGCGUCAACCUGAACGAGGAAAAUGCCCGUAUCCUAGCAACCAGCUCCGAGCUGGUGGGCACAAAGAUCCGGUCCUGUAAAGACGAGAACUUCCUGCCCAGCGGCCCGCUGCACCGACGCAUCCUCGAAACAGCUAAGAAGCUGGGAGUGAGUGAGAUCCCUCUGGAGGUGGUGAACCUGGUCUCUCACGCCACUCAGUCCAGACUGCGCUCGCUGCUGGAGAAGGUCUCCGCCGUCGCUCAACACCGCACAGACGGAGGGAAGGACGAGGAGCACCACGAGCAGACGUCAGACGUUCGAUCUCAGCUGCGUUUCUUUGAGCAGCUGGAGAGAAUGGAGAAACAGAGAAAAGACGAACAGGAGAGAGAGAUCCUGCUGAAGGCUGCCAAGAGUCGUGCUCGACAAGAAGAUCCUGAACAGGCUCGUCUGAAGCAGAAAGCUAAAGAGAUGCAGCAGCAGGAGUUGGCUCAGAUGAGACAACGAGACGCCAACCUCACCGCUCUCGCCGCCAUCGGGCCACGCAAGAAACGCAAGCUGGACUCACCGGGGGGAGCGGGGUCCGGCUCAGAGGUGGCUUCCGGCUCGGGUGCGGGCUCCUCGGCGGCGACCUCAUCCCGCCAGCAGCUGCGUCAGCGGAUCACACGAGUUAACCUCAGGGACUUCAUCUUGUGUCUGGAGCAGGAGCGCUCCACGGCUCGCUCUCUGCUGCUCUACAAGGCGCUGCUCAAAUAAGGAGGAGCACAAACUGGACACCACCUCCUCCUCUUCCUCUCUCUCCUGUCCUCGUGUCCUUAGAGGGGUUUUUUAUAGUCACAAGUCCUCCGUCGGUCAUCUUUAACCUUCAGUUUGUCAGUUUCAGACUGCACUUUACUCUUCAGCUCCUGUUUGUUAAAGAAUCACUCCUGUAGAGUCCCGGUCACACCAGCAGGGGGAGCAGUGAAAUUAUUCUGCAUGACGUUACAAAAUAUAUGGUUCUGGUCUGAAAUUACCUUUAAAUGAAUUUAGAUACCGAAUCAAACCUACAUAAGCCCUGAGAGGCGUCACAAAAUGCAUCACCAGAAUUAUUUUUCUCACUAUUUCUCUCUCUGGGCUUCUGUAGAAACACAAACGGAUAUCUAUUAUAAAACGAACAGAAUACAUCUUUUUUUUUUUUUAUUUCAUUUGAACAAAACUGUCAGCAACGGCUUCUGUUGUUCUUCUGUCAGAAGUUCCAGCUCUUCGACUUAAAUUAGGUAAAAUUUUGGUUUUAAAUGUAUAUAAUUUCACUGUUUUAGCUUCUGGUGUGACCGGACUUUAACUCUGCAGAAUGAAGAAAUAUCCUCUCUCUUUAAUUUCACACAUUCUUCUUCACUGUGUGAACCAGACACCCACAGUACCCAGAGUCCACCUCUCCCUCUGACAGCUGUGUUCAUCUGUCAGCCCAGUCUAUAAUGCCACACCUCCACGUUUUUAUACUUCAAACUUCUUCAUCCAACACUGAACAUGCAGUAGAACUCAAAUACCUGGAAACACCUGAAAGAAAAAACAUCCGGAGACUCCUGGAGGUGGAGUUUUAAUCAGUUGGAGAGAAGGUGUGCAGGUCUGAAACUGGACUCUGUACCUGAACAGGUGCCUUCAGAGUCUCAUCCGUCUGCAGCCCUCUCAGGACGCUGGGUGCCACGGGCUCUUCAGUUUCGCUUUUUAAAGGUAUCUGAGCGCGCUCAAACCGCUCCCACGUCAUGUUUGCAUUUUAGAAUCAUGAGUUUUAUUCAAAACGUCACAUCGUCACCAUGAGAAAACUGUUGAAUGCAACGAACGUGAAACAGCUGGCAGAUCAUUUUAAUGUGUGUGUGUGUGUGUGUGUAUCGGUGUGUGUGUGUGAGUGAGUGUGUGUUCAUCAUGCUGAUCGCAGUGAGAGCUGACCGAUUUCAAAUGUUAAAGAAAAAGUUCAACAUUUUAUUUAAUCCUCUUCUUCUGGUUAAUUCAGCUGAGCGUAACGCCUGAAAACGGAUGGAAACAGUUAGCUUAGCUCAGCAUAAAGACUGGAAACAGAUGGAAACAGUUAGCUUAGCAUAUAGCCUGGAAACAGGUGGAGACAGUUUGCUUAGCAUAAAGACUGGAAACAUGGGGAGACAGUUAGCUUAGCAUAAAGACUUGAAACAUGUGGAGACAGUUGGCUUAGCAUAAAGACUGGAAACAGAUGGAAACAGUUGGCUUAGCUUAGCAUAAUACCUGGAAACAGUUAGCUUAGCUCAGCAUAAAACCUGGAAAUGGGUAGAAAGUUGGCUUAGCUUAGCAUAAUGCCUGGAAACAGUUAGCUUAGCUCAGCAUAAAGCCUGGAAACAGGUAGACAGUUGGCUUAGCUUAGCAUAAAGACUGGAAACAGAUGGAAACAGUUAGCUUAGCUAGGCAUAAAGACUGGACACAGUUAGCUUAGCUAGGCAUAAAGACUGGAAACAGAUGGAGACAGUUGCCUUAGCAUAACGCCUGGAAACAGAUUGAAACAGUUGGCGUAGCUUAGCAUAAAGCCUGGAAUCAGAUGAAGAAGCUAGCUUAGCAUGAAGACUGAAACAAGUGGAAAACGUUAGCCUGUCUUUGUCAACCAGCAGCUCUGCUAAAUCUGAUUAAUUCUUCACUUUCCUGUUUCAACAAGCAGUUUCAAAGAUUAUUUUGGAUUAUUUUUCCCUGAUGGAAGCGUUCAUCACACAUGACUCAUUCAAGGUUCGUGUUGGGUUUUUUCUAUUUGCGAUAAAUGAUUCAGACCCGCUGGCAGGUUUUUGGUUUAGAUUACACCAUUAAUCACAUGUAUGAUGUCUCAUUUGAAAGAUAGAAGCUUCUUAUUUCAGAAAAUGUACGCGUUUAGCAUAAAACAUGACCAGAAGUGAAUCUCUGUCUUCUUUGGUUGAACCAUUAAAGAGGUUAAAUUUCAAAGAUAAUAUGAUAUAAAACACAGAAAAGUGGGAAAUCUCUACAUUUGAGAGGAUAAAAACAAUAUUUACUGAUCAUUUUUUGCGUGAAAAGUUUCUUUAACUAUGAAUCCGUUAAUACAAGAAUCGUCUGUUUCCUGCUGCAGCUCUGAUGGUCAGCUAUUGAUAGAUCUGAUUCAAGGUCAUAAUCAUGUUUAAUAAAAAUGGUCAAUUGUAGUUUCCACAAGUUGAUUUUUGUACAAAUUGAUAAAACGAUGAGGUAGGUAGUCGGUGAGUUCAGUAUCUGCUGAGGUGGAUUUAUUUUCCUUCCGUUUCCUGUCUGACGGUGCAUUCAGGUGCUCUUUUGGUGAAUACAGUACUUGAACUGUGAAGUCGUUCAUCUGUCGGUGUGUUCAGGAGCCUUAAGUCGAGAUGUGGAAACAACUUAGACGCUGUCUAUUGUUCAGAGUGUGUGAGGUCAUGAACCAAAUUUUUCUGACUUUUUCAUGUGAAUUUUCUCAGUCAGGAGCUUUUUUUCUGAUUAUUCUGACCAGCACCUGAACCCAGAGUUUGUUAUCCCUGUUUUCAGUCUUAAUGCAAAGCUAACAGCAUAUUAAAACAUUAAAAGUGAGUGAAAGAGAAGAAGGUUUCACAGAAUGUUGAACAGUUUCUGCUGAUGGCAGGGAGCUGGUACUCCUGCACACGCUGAGAAAUCCUGGCGGCUAAUGGACAUCAAACAUUCCUGCAGUUCCCUCUUCAUCCUCUUCAUCCUCCUUGUCCUCCUUGUCCUCUUCGUCCAGCCUGACGUGUGAUGUCACUCUGAAACAUGAGACGUGUUGAUGAGUUGUUGAAUCUGCAGUUUGGCUUCUCGGUUUGCUGUUGGGAGUUUUUAAGAAGACUUUUUUUUUUUGGAGAUGUGUGUAAAUUGAAGGUUUUUAAUGCUUUAAGUGUUUCCCCUCGUAUCGGGCAUUUGGUCUGUAGAGUCCUCGGAGCUCCGAACAUCAUCUGUUGGAAGGACACAAUUUUUGCGACUAUUUAUAUUUCCUACAUUCUGUAUUCAAACCUGACGCAUUUCAGGCAAUGCAAUUUUACAGUUGUUUGUACCUUUGCAAAAAAAAUUAAAUAAAGAAAAUGAUAAAGAA
Centropristis striata (black sea bass) is the source of this 6128-nucleotide messenger RNA. RefSeq names its product transcription initiation factor TFIID subunit 4-like. NCBI's taxonomy places the organism in Eukaryota, Metazoa, Chordata, Actinopteri, Perciformes, Serranidae. The transcript has 15 exons. The record is from RefSeq and is a predicted model, not a curated record. Gene Ontology annotation, biological process: DNA-templated transcription; transcription initiation at RNA polymerase II promoter. The coding region runs from base 14 to 2833 and encodes 939 amino acids. Gene Ontology annotation, molecular function: DNA binding; protein heterodimerization activity; RNA polymerase II general transcription initiation factor activity. Gene Ontology annotation, cellular component: transcription factor TFIID complex.